Molecule: messenger RNA, 339 nt
Organism: Ascochyta rabiei
Lineage: Eukaryota; Fungi; Ascomycota; Dothideomycetes; Pleosporales; Didymellaceae
Exons: 1
Coding region: 1-339 (112 amino acids)
Source: RefSeq, a predicted model, not a curated record
AUGGCGGAAUGGGAUAACACCACCACCACCACCACCACCACCACUCCACUCGACGCAAACGAAGCGCGAUUGCGCGCCGCAGAGAGCCUUGGCUACCCCGUCACGCGCCAAGGAACCCCCAACCCCGACACAAACACCAAAAAGCAUGAUCAUGCAAGUAGCACACGCCCGCAGUCGUACGAUAGCUGGCUGCUGGAGAAGCGAGUCCGGAUCCGCAGCGGCUGGGCCGACGAGGACGGGGACAGGAACGGGGACGUGGGCGAUAGCUGCUGUUUUGGCACGCGCACAGUGCACGGCGGGCUAUAUUGGGGGUGGGAGUUGCAUGGUGGAGCAGUGUAG